Molecule: messenger RNA, 2931 nt
Organism: Stegastes partitus (bicolor damselfish)
Lineage: Eukaryota; Metazoa; Chordata; Actinopteri; Pomacentridae
Gene: cfap58
Product: cilia and flagella associated protein 58
Exons: 18
Coding region: 1-2628 (875 amino acids)
Cellular component (GO): cytoskeleton
Source: RefSeq, a predicted model, not a curated record
AUGGAGACAUACGUUCACCUGCAGUCUGCUGUAUUUCAGGAGACAGGGUCAGAGGACUCUUCUGGCUCCUUGGAUGAGUUCCAGAUGGUCCUCAGUGAGCUGGUCGCAGACAAGAGCAUGGACAAGAUCCGGGUGGAGUACGAGAAGCUCAUCCAUGCACUGAAGAAGUCCAGAGAGAAUGAGAAGAGGCUGAUGUCCAAAUGCAGGGAGCUGAAUGCAGAGAUUGUGUCCACUUCAACUAAAGUGGCCGCUGCCCUGAAACUGUCCCAAGAAGAUGAGACAACGAUAACGUCGCUGAAGAGGGAGCUGGAUAAAGCUUGGAAAAUGGUUGAUGCUGCUCAUGAAAAAGAGAAGAAGGACAAAGAGACCAUCAGAGUUUUAAAGGAAGAUAUUUCCAACCUCACAAAAAUGGCUGAACAACAAACGGCCUUGUCCAGGGACCAAGGACAGAGUGAUCUCCUAAAAAUGAAUGAGGAGCUGACAAAGGAGAGGAAUCAGCUGCUGUCCACGGUGGAGGGUCUGAGAGAAAAACUACACAAAGCCAACACAGCCCAGCAGGAGACAGAGGCCCAACGAGAGAGCGCCGCAGAAAACAUCUCUCAGCUCCAGCAGGAGCUCCAGGUACAACACAACGAGAUUUCCCGAGAGAUGAGGCUGAAGGAGAAACUGGACAAGGAGGUAAAGCAGCUCCGUAUCGACAUGGAGGCCAGGAUGGGUGACAUCAAAGCUCUGAAUGUGCAGAGCCAGAAGGCCAAAGAAGAGCAGCAGAGACUUGAGCAGCAGCUAAAGGAGCUAAAGAUCUUGAAUGAGCGAUCCAACAAGGAGCUGGAGCAGAUGCAGGUGAAGAACUCCAAGCUGCAGCAGGAAUGUGAGCAGCUCUCAUCCGCCAAAGAACACCUCGGCCUGGAAAACCAACAGAAUGCAAAUGAGCUGAAGAUGAGAGAAGAGGAGGUGAGUCAGAUGCGUCAGGAGGUUGCCAAACAAAUAAAGAUGAGAGAAGCCAUCCAGAAGAAGUUCCACCAGGUGGAGGAUCAGAAGGCUGACGUGGACGUGCACAGGGAGACACUGAAAGCUCAGAUAACUGCCCUGGAGAAAGAGCUUGAAUCGUCCCAAAAGCAAGUGGAGGCAGACAAGAAAGCUGUGGAUGAGCUGAUCCGAGAGCGAGACAUCCUAAACAAGAACAUGAUCAAAGCUGUGCAGUCGACCGAGAAACAGCAAAACCUGGUGAAGCUCCUUGAGCAGGACAAGAAGACCUUGGAGCAUGAGAUCAGUGGCUACCGUCAGGAGGCCCAGAAGCAGCGCAAGAUCAUCCAGCAGCUGGAGAAAGAGCGUGACCGCUACAUCAACGAGACCAGCAGCCUCCUGCAGAAGGUUCAACAAAAAAUGAAUGAUGUAGAAGUUAGAGAAACUGAGAUAUUUGACUGGAGGAAGAAAGUCACUGAGGCAGAGUGCACGCUUAAACAGCAAGAGAACCUGCUGGAGUCUGUGGUGGCUGAAAGGAACCUCUACAGCAAAAACCUCAUCGAGGCUCAGGAGGAGAUUGCAGAGAAGAAGAGGAAGAUGAAGACCAUGAACAACCAGGUCACCCGACUGAGAGAUGAGAUCAGUGGGAAGGAGCUGGCCCUCGCCAAGGAUCAGCAGGAGCACAAGCGCUUAGAGAAAGAUAACGAGGCCCUCAAGGGGGAGCUGCAAUCACUGAAGCUGCAGCUGGAAGAAACAAAGCAACGCGUUGACAGUCAGAGAGCAGAACAGCAACAGCUGCAGAAGAUAAUAGCUGAUGCAGAUGCUGAGCAGAUGCAACAGAAGAAACAACUGGAACAGGUGAGCAGCGAGCGGGACAACCUGGGCAAACAGCUGCUGCAUCGCAACGAUGAGCGAGCACUGCUGUACGAGAAGAUCAGGAUCCAGCAAUCCAUCUUGAGCAAGGGGGACUUCCACUACAACCAGAGGAUGGAAGACAUCCGCCUGCUCAAGCUGGAGAUCAAGAGGCUCCGACGCAAGAAGAGCAUCCUGGACAAGACUUUGCCCAACACAGAGGACCUGAGGCAGCAGCUGUUCCACCUGCAGAGGCAGCUGCUUAAAGAGAGAGCCAGAAACAGCGUUCUUGAGGAGCAGCUGAAGCCCAUAAACAUCCACAGAUGGAGGCGACUUGAGGGCAGUGACCCCGGCAAAUACGAGCUCAUCCAGAAGAUUCAGGCUCUACAGAAGCGACUCAUCACCAAAACCCAAGAGCUGGAGGAACGUGAGCUCCUCUUACAGGAAAAGGAGAAGCUGUACGUGGAGCUGAAGCACAUUCUGGCCCGGCAGCCUGGUCCAGAGGCAGCUGAGCAGCUCCAGCAGUGCCAGUGGACCAUCAGAGACAGAACCCAAAAGCUCAAGGCGCUGAUAGCAGAGCUGAGGAUGCUUGACUUCAAGAUGAAUGAGUGCAAAAGUGAGAAUCAAAGAUUGUCCAGUGAGCUAGCAAACAUUAAGAAGAAGUACCUCAGUCAGAAAAAGCUCCACAGUGACCAGAGGACCAAGACCAAAGCAGAGCAGCUGGAAACGUUGCCCCAGCUGAGCAGCAAACCUCAGUUCACUGGAGGAGGCUUCAGGAUCGACAACCCUACGAGAAGACAGUGGCCAGUAUAGGAGAAUACUCUGACUGCAUUCAUCAGUUACUUCGUUAAACGAGUUAAAAAUGGCUGCUCUGCCUGCCCUCACCCUGUCAGGAAGGCACCGGCUUCCUGUCAGGCAGUCGUGACCUCUCUAAUAAAAAACGUCCUCAAUGUAGAAGCAUAGCAGUGAUCUAAUUAAUUAAUACUAAGACGCUGCUGCCAGUAUCAUCUGGCCAAUCAGAAGAGCAACAUGCAGGCUGCUGUCGGUCUGUUAAAAUCAUGUCCUCUGAAAUAUUUCUGAUGACUUUAAAUCAUCAGCUCCAAUCACGUUCUCGCG